CCUCCAUUUGAUCUUCAUAGUCUCAAUUAUUACAGUGAGUGAGUGAGUGAGUGAGAGAGAGAGACUCGUGUGGGUUAUUCUCUUUCUCUGUUUUGUUAAUCUUGUUAUUUGAUUCUUCUCUGUCACACCUAGAAAACCCCCACAAAAUCCUGCUCUCUUGCCUAACAAACACAUCUAUGGCAUUGUGUAGAAGGACUUGAAGUUGUGCUCUGUUUUUGAUAGUUUUGUUCUGUUUUUCUUUUCUGGGUAUUUUAGGGGGUUUUGGUUCAAAAUGACUCCACAAAUCCUUCAGAGUGAUUGUAGUACUGGUUUCUAUGGAUAUCAAGAGAUGAGCUUUUUUCCUCCUCCUGCUCCUCCUCAACUUUCUCUCUCUAACACAUUUGGGGGUUUAGUGGGUAAUCAUCAUGUAGGGACGGAGAUUCCUGAAAUGGGGUUUCAGAUUUUGGGCGACCAAAACAAGAAACCAUGGAGUUUUCAUAACAGGGUAGACAAGAUAAAUAAUGGUGAUGGAGAAAAGAAGAAAGUUUUGUCCUUGAAGUUAGGUGAAGAAGAAGAGCAGCAGCAGCAGCCUCAGGCUAUUAGGAGCUCUGUCUCUGGCAGAAAUGGACACACCAAGCUUUGUGCUAGAGGCCAUUGGAGACCAGCAGAAGAUUCAAAGCUUAAGGAGCUUGUAGCCCAAUAUGGUCCUCAAAACUGGAACUUGAUUGCUGAGCACCUUGAAGGAAGAUCAGGGAAGAGUUGCAGAUUAAGAUGGUUUAACCAGUUAGAUCCAAGGAUCAACAGGAGGACUUUCACUGAAGAAGAAGAGGAGAGACUAUUAGCUGCACAUAGACUUUAUGGUAACAAAUGGGCAAUGAUUGCUAGGCUAUUCCCUGGUAGGACUGAUAAUGCAGUGAAGAAUCAUUGGCAUGUUAUAAUGGCUAGAAAGCAUAGAGAACAGUCUAGCAUUUACAGAAGGAGAAAGCCUGCUCCCUCUUCUUCCUCUCCUUCUUCUCCUGUAGUCCUCCCUAAUAAAGGACUUGAUUCCAUGACUCACCGAAACAAUGCUUCUAGUACUGAUCAAUCAACCAUUACAAGCACCAUUGAUGAAUCUGGCUCAACCUGCACUGAUCUCUCCCUCUCUCCUUCCUCAACCAGACCACCCACACACAUUUUCAGUAGAUUCAGUCCCGUACUGCAGCAGCAACUCCAACUAGCGCAAAUGGGUGAAAAGAAGAUGGUGACAAUGGGAAAAAAUCCUGAUUUUGACAAGUUUUAUGGCACUGGCCAUGGAUUUUAUAAUCAAGAUGGAGUAUUGGUGGUGGGUGUGGACCAAUCUGGUCAGUCAGAUUCAAACUCAUCAGAAGUGUCUGCAGUUGAAUCAGUUGGCACCAAAAGGACCAGUCCCCCCUCCAUUGAAGACCAAGAGAGUGAGAAGAUCAAUCUGCACUUCAUUGAUUUCCUUGGAGUAGGAGCUACUUAAAGAUUAGUUAGUUUUUGGUUAAAAUUAGAAACUUUGGUUUAAGCCAUUGUAGCAACUCUCCUGGUGCUGUUAAAUCAAAAGCUGAGCCUGAGCCUGAGCCUGCAGAAAGCUUAGGUUUCAUUGCUACAGUCUUUAUUGUACAGCCAGUUCCAUAAGUGGAAAAAAGAGAAGUUGAAAGAUAAUGGGAGAUAUGUGACUGUGAGAGAGAGAGAGAGAGAGAGGCUUUAAUCAAGUUUUUGGAGUUAUAUGGGAAGAGGAGCAGGCUUUGACAUUAUUCUCCUCCUCCUUCUCCAGUCCUCCUCUAUGAAGUUAUGGCAUAUAUUGUGUAUGAGAGGUUGAGUCAGGCAAAGCCAAAGUUUCUUUUAUGACUAGUGAAACUGACACAUUGAAUGAACCUACUCAUGUUUCAUGACUUUUCAGUGUUUUGU
This is a messenger RNA of Tripterygium wilfordii, 1890 nucleotides long. Its product is annotated as transcription factor CSA-like. Gene Ontology annotation, molecular function: RNA polymerase II cis-regulatory region sequence-specific DNA binding; DNA-binding transcription factor activity, RNA polymerase II-specific. The record is from RefSeq and is a predicted model, not a curated record. NCBI's taxonomy places the organism in Eukaryota, Viridiplantae, Streptophyta, Magnoliopsida, Celastrales, Celastraceae. Gene Ontology annotation, cellular component: nucleus. Gene Ontology annotation, biological process: regulation of DNA-templated transcription. The transcript is spliced from 3 exons. Bases 272 to 1462 code for a protein of 396 amino acids.